Gaeumannomyces tritici R3-111a-1 is the source of this 1490-nucleotide messenger RNA. RefSeq lists its product as hypothetical. The record is from RefSeq and is a predicted model, not a curated record. The transcript has 2 exons. Gene Ontology annotation, biological process: peptidyl-lysine monomethylation. NCBI's taxonomy places the organism in Eukaryota, Fungi, Ascomycota, Sordariomycetes, Magnaporthales, Magnaporthaceae. The coding region runs from base 121 to 1254 and encodes 377 amino acids. Gene Ontology annotation, molecular function: protein-lysine N-methyltransferase activity; protein binding.
UUCGUUCCUCAAGGCACAAGCCCGCCAAGCAACCGGCUUUUACAGUGGCGUACCUCAUGAAAUGUCGCUCAGCGCAACCGACUUCGACGUGUGCCUCUCUCCCUUGAUGAAUGCCUGCUAAUGGAGGGACGCGAGAAGCUCCUAGAUUGGGCGAAGAGGGAGGGCGCCUCACUGCAUGGAGUUUACCCCACAGAAACCCCCUACCGAGGCGCGGGCAUGGCCGCUGGUCGCCAUCUCAAGGAAGGAGAGGACAUCCUAUAUGUACCCACCGGGCUAGUCCGCAGUUUACACACUGUCCCUGAACAUGUCUCUCGCAAGCUGCCAUCUGACACGUCAAUUCACGCCCUCCUGGCUGCGGACCUAACAGUCAAUGGCAUGACAGAGCUGGCGUUGUGGAGAGAUUGUCUACCUACACUGGCCGACUUCAGCACUGGCAUGCCAUUCAUGUGGCAUAAAAAGCUCCAGGAGCUCCUCCCGAAGCCCGCCAGAGAGCUUUUAGAGAACCAGCUGGGCAACUUCCACCGAGACUGGGCUCGCGUCACGAAGGCUUUUCCGGAUCUGCAGCAGGAAGACUACCUUCACAACUGGCUCGCUGUCAGCACGAGGAGCUUCUACUACUGGACGCCGCAGAUGGAAUUAUACCCCCCGGCUGACAGGCUGGCCUUGGUCCCCAUCGCGGAUCUCUUCAACCACGCCGAUACUGGAUGUGGGGCCAGCUUCACACCAGACGGCUUUGUCGUUUCGACAGAUCGCAAAUACCAUGUCGGCCAAGAAAUUUACAUUUCCUACGGCACACACACAAACGACCUUCUGUUGGCCGAGUAUGGCUUUGUACCGAUGGCGAACCGUUGGGACAAAACUUGCCUCGACGACGUGAUCCUGCCAAGGUUGAGCCCGGAUCAGAAGAAGCUACUCCGGGAUAACAAACUCCUCGGUCCGUUUCUGUUGGAUACCGCGACGCUUGGAUGCAGGAAGACACAGGCCGCCAUCCGGCUGUUGUGUCCCUGUAGUCGACCGCAAUGGGAAGAUUUUCUGGAUGAAGAAGGCUGCGGAGAGCACUGUCGGGAGGCCAUGAAUGCGUUGCUGAGAUCGUUACUUACCGAGUAUAUGGCCACAGCCAGGAAAACUGUGCGAGAGGUUGCGGAAUUGGAGGUUGGGCAAAGCGCCCAACGCGAACUUCUUGGGCAGAGAUGGAGGCAGAUCGAGGUGACCGUUUCCCAAGCGAUCAAACGUCUACAAGGCAGGGACCGAUAGUUCUGACUCAACGCAAAGUCCUGCAAAGACGCACCGAACUCCAAUCGCUUCCUCAAAGUGAUGCGCUAGUAGUGCUGCCCAGAACUAGCUAAUGUCCAUCAGCUUCUGUCUAUAUUGCACCUCCUCCUACCACCGAACCUCUAGCCAUCAGCCUGUCCGGUACCGCAAGGUCUAGCCGGUCCCAGCCUUCCCCGACUUCUGCUAUCUUGUCGGCUUUUUUUUCCUGCCCCUUUUCC